Messenger RNA from Aureobasidium namibiae CBS 147.97, 1824 nucleotides. Its product is annotated as putative multicopper oxidase, type 1. NCBI's taxonomy places the organism in Eukaryota, Fungi, Ascomycota, Dothideomycetes, Dothideales, Saccotheciaceae. The record is from RefSeq and is a predicted model, not a curated record. The coding region runs from base 1 to 1824 and encodes 607 amino acids. Gene Ontology annotation, molecular function: oxidoreductase activity; copper ion binding. The transcript is spliced from 5 exons.
AUGUAUCUCUUGCGUACUCUUCCCCUGUUUGCUUCCUUGGCCGCUUACGCCUCUGCCUCAGUGGUCGUGGAGCGCCAGGCUUCGUCAACUACCACUUCCUCUGCUGCCCGCUCUUCCACGACUUUGACUCCAGACGAUGCUGAUACAGAGUGUUCGAACACUGCCAGCAGUCGUGCAUGCUGGGGCAAUGGUUUCUCGAUUGCGACCGAUUUCGAUAAGAAGUGGCCUGACACCGGAAGAACUGUUCCUUACACGCUGGACAUCACAAACACUACAAUCGAUCCUGAUGGUACUGGAGAGAGAAGGGUCAUGUUGAUCAACAAUCAGUACCCAGGCCCAGUUAUUAGAGCUAGUUGGGGAGACUGGCUCGAAGUCACAGUCAACAACCACUUACCCGACAAUGGUACCGGUAUCCAUUGGCAUGGAAUUCGGCAGUACGAAACGUGCGACCAAGAUGGUGUUCCCGGAAUAACUGAAUGUCCAAUUGCGCCAGGGACGUCCCGCACGUACAGGUUCCAUUGUACGCAGUACGGCACGAGCUGGUAUCACUCGCACUGGAGUGUUCAAUAUGGUGUAGGAACUCUUGGUCCGCUCGUCAUCGAUGGUCCUGCUACGGAAAACUAUAAUGAAGAUCUUGGACCUUUCGCAGUGACGGACUGGUAUGACGAGACCGCCUUCUUCAACAAUCCUCUGGCGCGCAGCAUACCUCCACAGGCUUACACCGGUCUUGUGAAUGGUAUGAAUGUCAGUCCUGACGGAACCAAGGGCAAAUACUUCAACGCUACCGUCCAAUCUGGCAAGAGAUAUCGUCUACGACUCAUCAACACAUCUGUUGACAGCGCCUACAUGGUUUCUGUCGAUGAUCAUCCUUUCACCGUUAUCACCAAUGACUUUGUGCCCAUCAUGCCUUAUGUCGCGGACCGAGUCUUUGUAGGAAUCGGACAAAGACUUGAUGUCAUAAUUGAGGCGAACCAGACAGCAGGCAACUACUGGUUUAGGGCAGAUGUUCCCGCCGUGGGUGGCGCAUUUCCUGCAUGCGGGAAUAAUGCAAACCCCAACGGCAUCAGGGCAAUCAUCCAUUACAGCAAUUCAACCUUCGCAAACCCUACUAGUACAGCCUGGGACAGGACUGGAGUCAACGCAGAUAGAUGCAAUGACGAGUCCUACCAAACAGACAAGCUCACGCCUUACUGGGACAGCUUCGUUCCUUCUGAUGCCUUGUUGGCGAACCCUGAACUCUUGAGUGUGCAACCUCAGGAGGCUGGCGUCCGUAGCGACAACGCGACCAUCUUCCAGUGGGCCAUCAACACCACCGCGCUCAACGUGGAUUGGGACAAGCCGAUUCUUGAAUACGUUCAAGAGGGCAAUACAAGCUAUCCCAAAUCGGAGAACUUGAUCAACGUGCCUGAUGUCGACUGGACGUACUGGGUGCUCCAGGAGAUCCCGACUCCAGCAGGAGCUCAUCUGGACAUUCCUCACCCCAUUCACUUGCAUGGACAUGACUUCUACGUGUUGGGUGCUAAAGAAAGCAGCAACUACACCAACGAUCAAGCAAGCGAGUUGAACUUCAAGAAUCCACCUCGUAGGGACACUGCGAUACUGCCCUCAGGUGGGUGGCUGGUCAUUGCCUUUGAGACCAACAAUCCUGGUGCUUGGAUCAUGCAUUGCCACAUCGCAUGGCAUGUAGCCGAUGGUUUGGCCACACAGUUCCUCGAGACGCCCGGUCAGAUCAAGAUCGAUUCCGGUUUCAACGACAUUUGCUCGACGUGGCGCGAUUACUAUCCUGAGGAGUCAUACUGGAAGAAGGAUGACUCUGGCGUCUAG